Molecule: messenger RNA, 564 nt
Organism: Apus apus (common swift)
Lineage: Eukaryota; Metazoa; Chordata; Aves; Apodiformes; Apodidae
Gene: TOMM6
Product: translocase of outer mitochondrial membrane 6
Exons: 3
Coding region: 45-242 (65 amino acids)
Cellular component (GO): mitochondrial outer membrane translocase complex
Source: RefSeq, a predicted model, not a curated record
CCGCGCGCGGGAAGUGACGGCAUCGCGGGGCCGGGCGGGCGGCGAUGGCGGCGGGAGCGGCGGGAGCGGCGGCGGCUCCGCAGGGGCUGCGCGGGUGGCUGCGGAGCGCCUACCGCUUCGCCACCGACCGCAACGACUUCCGCAGGAACCUGCUGGUGAACUUGGGGCUCUUCGCCGCCGGAGUCUGGGUCGCCCGGAACCUGACGGACAUCGACCUGAUGGCCCCGCAGCCCGUCCCGUAGCGGCGGACAGAAACAGCCCUGCAAGGAGAGAGAGCUCAUCCCCCCCAGGAAGCCCAGAGGAGUCCUGUUCAGCUGCUGUACCUUCCCAGGAGGAUGUGCUGUUCUCCUCUGCAGAGCUGCUGCUCACACUUCAGAGCUGUCAUGCCUGGAGCAGUUACAAGCAGGGAAAAAGCUUCUACAGUGUGAGGGAGAAUUUAUUUUAAAUUCUUUCUGCAAGGCACAAUGAAAAUACUUUUAUCAAGGAUGUGAAGCCAUCAUGGGUGGGAUUUUCUUCUGUACCCCUGUCUAGAUGUUUAUUAAAGGGUGUAGAAUAAUGACAUAA